AUGCCACGUGAUAAUUCAUGGAUAUAUUGUCAUAAUACUUCAUACUACGAAAAAAGUCUUGAAGAUAAUAUUGAAUGUUCAAUAGAUGAAUUAGAAGUAUUUCAAUGGCUUUCAGCAUUAUAUGUUUUAGUUGAUUAA
Molecule: messenger RNA, 138 nt
Organism: Scutellospora calospora
Lineage: Eukaryota; Fungi; Glomeromycota; Glomeromycetes; Diversisporales; Gigasporaceae
Source: the annotation of a GenBank genome assembly